This is a messenger RNA of Brassica rapa (field mustard), 1921 nucleotides long. Its product is annotated as B3 domain-containing protein At1g43171-like. Gene Ontology annotation, molecular function: DNA binding. The record is from RefSeq and is a predicted model, not a curated record. Lineage: Eukaryota; Viridiplantae; Streptophyta; Magnoliopsida; Brassicales; Brassicaceae.
AGUAUUGAAUUAAUAUUCUAUUAUUUUGGAAGCCAAAGCUUUUGCUCUUCUAUCAGAGACAGAGAUUAGAAGAAACAGAAACCAAGUGUGUUCAAGCACGAUGAGGUGAUAUCUCUUGAGACAGCAUUAUGAAGUGAAACCGUCACGCUCAAGAUGCAAGCAAUCCUCCUCCUGAACACUUUUUUUUUUAAUCCCUUUUACUUUCAUUGAUGAUUCUUCCUUGAGGAAAAAAUGAUUCUCAUCUGCAUCUUUCAAGAAGCACCUCAAAACGAUUCAGUUCGUCAUUCAUCCGCUUCCUCUGGUCACCUAAACCAAACAAGAACACAACGGUUCUUCCAAGAGAAACGUAAGCAACAACCUCCACCAUUUGCAAGUUCUUGAUUCGCAAGUGUAACUCCCCAUCUCUUAAGCUACAAGAGUCAACUACCAAACUACACAGCACAAGAUUCCAAGUCCCAAAGUUGUUGCAGAUUUUUUUGCUGAUUGCUCCGUCAAUUAAGAAAAUGAGAGACAUGUUUUAAAACUUUCUGAUCACAAUACCGUUGGAUACGAGAAACCAACCAGCCAUGUCGUGAGCUUUUUCAAGUCUCAAAAUUUCCAAUAAAAAUAUAUACAAUUUUAAGUUUUGUUAACGAGAGAGAUUUUUCUAUUUCUUCUUCUCUUGUAUUUCUAUUCUUCCUGUUAUGCUUUUAUGUAAACAUACCUCUCUGCUCAUGACAUCAUGACUUGCUUCCCAAGCUACAUUGCUCCUCCUCUUUCCAUUUUUCAUUUCAGUAUUAAUAGAUCAUUUAGCAAAAAUAUGGACGAUUUCGCCUUUUUUUAAACGGAAUAUUUCUGAUUUCUUUGGAGUUCCUAUUUUUCUUGUAUUUCCUUUCUUCUCAAGUUAAUCCGGGUAUAUAUAUAUAUAUAUAUAUAUAUAUAUAUAUAUAUAUAUAUAUAUGUUUCUGUCUAACAGACAAAAAAAAACUACACAAGUAUUCUUCUUUCUUUUACUUUCAAUAGCUAUCUCUAGUUUUUUCUUUAAAAAAACAUCAAUAUGAUCAUUGAUGCUUUAUAUCCUAUUGAUACUGUCGAACCCAUCCAUCCUGCUAUGAUUAUAACAAAACAACUGACAAACACUGAUUAUGUACAAAAUAUGGUAUUACCGAGAGAACAAAUUGAGUCAGUUCUCGCGGUGAUGGAUGGUGUUACAGAUGAGGGUUUAAGAAACGGUAAGGAAGUGGAUGUUUAUGAUGCAACGGAAGAAGACGAAUACAAAGUCACCAUAAAGCGUUUUAACGACGACACCAAAUAUGUUUUUGGAAAAGGUUGGAGUACAAUGAAGUAUUCUUUGGAUCUCGAAGAAGGCCAAGAACUGAAGCUCUACUAGCAUCGUGGUUACAAAAGUUUCAUUGUUCUCAAUUUUCAGUACACUCUUCUAAUGAUUUAAGUGUAGCGCACAUGCGUCUACCUCUUCGGUUUUUCUUAUUAAUUAAUAGCUCUAGUUAAUUAUGUUUUUGGAUUUCAUUCGUAAUGGCUCUAAUUAAUUAUUAUAUUUUAGAUUUCAUUCAUAUUUUCCUAGUUAAGUGUUAUUUUCCCUAAUUUUUAAUAAAUUUAAUUGAAAUAUCUUGAAUUUCAAAAAACAUACCUGCGCAAGGUUAAUGAAAAUCAUCACAUAUACAAAAAGGAACGUUGCUCCACUCGAUUCCCCCUCCCCCUCCCCAUCACGGACCCCCAUCACCAAUAUUCCCAAAUCUAUGUUGUAUAUUUUGUAAAAGAUUUGUUCACCAUUAUCAUUUUUUUUAAACAAAAAAAAAUCAAUCAAAUUUAUAACUCAACUUCUAAAACAAUGGAUUUUGAUUGAUGUAGAUUUAUGUUUUGAGUUAGCAAAUUUAUAAAAGGCCUAAGUCAAAAUUAUAAUUCAAGCACAACACAUCUUAAA